UUCAUAAUAUUCUCAUUAACUUCCCUUCAAACUUUUAAGUGCUUCUACAACUUUGAUCUUUGGCUGCCUAUAUAUCAAGAGAAAGCAUUAAAAUCUGAGACAGUUGGUGGUGUUCUUCGUAAUGGAAUUUUGAAUUAUGUUAAAGAGUUGCGAGAUGCAAAAGCCAUGAUCGAUGGGAACAUGGUUGUCAAUUAUGAAACUUGCACAACAGAUGGUUUGCAUGAAGUUGAGUUGUUUCUACUGCUAAUGAAGGAUAUGUACAUUGAAGCAUGCAGCCAGAAAGAUGUUGUAGGUAUUGUCAAUUUUACUAGCUCUGUAUGUUCCUUUUCAUUCUUGAAUUCAAAGGAACCGAUUUCACAGGCUGUUGCAAAUAUAAAGGAUGAUGUCAUCAGGAGUUUGCUAAGCAGGCCGGAUAUCAUUUGUGAUGAAGCGGGUGAAGAUGUAGGGCCAAAUGACGAUGUAAUUAAGGAAACAAGAAAUGACUCAUCUUCUGAAAAGCCAGUUUCCCAACUUGUUUUACACUCCUUGAAGUUUUAAAAGAGCAUUUUGUUGCAUUGAUAUCCAUGGAAGCCACAAACGAUGCCCCAAAAUUCUUGGAACCAGAAGAAGAAUCCCUUAAGUGACCACUAGAUCUUUUUGGGAUGUAGUCCUCCCUUACUCUUCGACACCGAACUCUUCCCAUGUAAAAGGCAGAGAAAUUACCGGUAAAGAAACUAGUCAGAAAACCAUCAAGUCACCCAAUGUCAACUUCGUUGCUGCUAUCCUC
Messenger RNA from Hibiscus syriacus, 766 nucleotides. RefSeq lists its product as uncharacterized. The coding region runs from base 166 to 537 and encodes 123 amino acids. Gene Ontology annotation, biological process: intracellular protein localization. Lineage: Eukaryota; Viridiplantae; Streptophyta; Magnoliopsida; Malvales; Malvaceae. The transcript has 6 exons. The record is from RefSeq and is a predicted model, not a curated record. Gene Ontology annotation, cellular component: endomembrane system.